Messenger RNA from Lampris incognitus (smalleye Pacific opah), 3142 nucleotides. RefSeq names its product NEDD4-like E3 ubiquitin-protein ligase WWP1. Gene Ontology annotation, biological process: ubiquitin-dependent protein catabolic process. Lineage: Eukaryota; Metazoa; Chordata; Actinopteri; Lampriformes; Lampridae. The transcript is spliced from 25 exons. The record is from RefSeq and is a predicted model, not a curated record. Gene Ontology annotation, molecular function: ubiquitin protein ligase activity; protein binding. Bases 182 to 3043 code for a protein of 953 amino acids.
GAACGUCCAGCCUGAGAUGCAAAGCGACCGGGCAUUUUAUACAAACAACCUGAAGGAACCGCAGAGGCGUCGGGAGUCAAAAAAUAGUGGAGCAACGGGCACGGGGAACCAUGGGACACGGAGUAGGCUGAACCAGAGUGCCUAGCAACACACACCAAUUGCUUCCACUGUGGUGUAUGACAUGGCCACGGCCUCAUCUAGAGCAGAGUCUAGCCAUAACCACGGAGGAACGUCUCAGCUCCAUGCCGUUGUUUCCUGUGCCAAACUCAAGAGGAAGAAGAGCCUGUUUGGGACUGCCAUCUAUGUGGAGGUGACAGCCGAGGGGGAGUCGCGUCGCACGACAAAAUCGCACAGCUCCUCCAAUCCCAAGUGGGACGAAAGACUCACUCUGAAUGUAACGCCACACACACAGGUGGACUUCAAGGUAUGGAGCCACCACACCCUGAAGGCAGAUGCUCUGCUGGGCAAAGCCACGCUGGAUAUCCCACAAGCCUUGGAGCAGCAUGACAGAAAAUUGGAGAACGUGAAGGAGGUGCUGAAGUUGAGUAUGGAGCAGAAGGGGGCACCGAUGGCCACAGGGGAGCUGACAGUCUACCUGGACGGAUUGACAGUCACUGACCGAGAAGCAUUCACACCACUGACCAACGGCAAUGCAACAAACGCCACCAAAGUCCAACAGAACGGAGAUGCCGUCCAUGAAAACGGAGGAGACACGUCAUCCUCCUCCUCGAGGGCUGCCAACAGCACAGUGAAUGGUACUGACAUCCCGGACUCGGGCUCCUGUUUGGCCCCAAAUGGUGUGGACAGCCAGGUCCCUUCAGAUCUCUCCUGCCCUCCCCUUGUUGUCAACGGAGACUCCACAGCCAACUCCACCCCAGCCCAUCAACCCCUAGACAGUGACGCGAGUGGCACCGUCAAUGGAGAGACCAGUGCUGCUGCUCUUGGCGCCUCCCCCUUCAUUGCAGAUGAUGUGCUGCCCCCUGCAGAUGACCACGAGGAAUGUAGCCAAGAUGCUGCCCCACUGGACUCUGAGAUGGUGACGGAAAGCACAACCCCAGCCCUCACAACCUCCUCCACUUUGGCCUCCACUUCUGCUGCUAAGCCUAAUGAUGGUGCUACUGCUCUUCCUCCUCCUUCCACUUCCAACUCCCCAGCACAAGCAGCCACCACUGUCUCGGCCUCCUCAUCCUCCUCCUCUCCAGCACCUGGAGAGGCUGCGGCAUCAGGAGGUGGACCUUGCAGUGGAAGUGGUAGUAGUUCUGGAGCAACAACCACAGAUGGGGCCAAGCCCAGGCAGCAGGCCCCCAGCGCUACAUCCUCAGACCCCCUGCCACCAGGGUGGGAACAGAGAAAAGACCCCCAUGGAAGAACAUACUAUGUUGACCACAACACCAGGACUACCACCUGGGAGAGACCACAACCACUACCACCAGGUUGGGAGCGUCGUGUGGAUGACCGGGGCAGGAUCUACUAUGUUGACCACAAUACCCGCACCACCACAUGGCAGCGGCCCACUAUGGAGUCUGUUCGCAAUUUUGAGCAGUGGCAGAGCCAGCGCAGCCAGUUGCAAGGAGCUAUGCACCAGUUCAACCAGAGAUACCUCUACUCUGCUUCCAUGAUGUCUGCUGAGAAUGAUCCUCUGGGCCCACUGCCACCUGGUUGGGAGAGGCGCGUAGACUCCAAUGAUCGAGUGUACUUUGUAAACCACAACACUAAGACAACGCAGUGGGAAGACCCUCGAACACAAGGGCUACAGAACGAGGACCCUCUGCCUGAGGGCUGGGAAAUACGGUACACAAGGGAAGGGGUCCGGUACUUUGUGGAUCACAACACUCGAACCACCACCUUCAGUGAUCCACGCACUGGAAAGUCCUCAGUCACCAAGGGGCCUCAGAUUGCGUACGAGCGCAGCUUCAGAUGGAAGCUUGCCCAUUUCCGUUACUUGUGCCAGUCCAACGCUCUUCCCAGCCAUGUGAAGAUCACUGUUUCCAGACAGACGUUGUUUGAAGACUCUUUCCAGCAAAUUAUGGCCCUGAAACCCUAUGACUUGAGGAGGAGACUCUAUGUCAUCUUCAGAGGCGAAGAGGGGCUAGAUUAUGGCGGUUUAGCUCGGGAGUGGUUCUUCCUGCUGUCCCACGAAGUGCUGAAUCCCAUGUAUUGUCUAUUUGAGUACGCUGGCAAGAGCAACUACUGCCUACAGAUUAACCCGGCCUCCACCAUCAACCCUGACCACCUCUCCUACUUCUGCUUCAUAGGACGCUUCAUCGCCAUGGCGCUGUUCCACGGAAAGUUCAUCGACACAGGCUUUUCCCUCCCUUUCUACAAGCGCAUGCUAAACAAGAAGCUCAUCCUCAAAGAUCUGGAGUCCAUAGACCCCGAGUUCUACAACUCCCUGAUCUGGAUCAGGGAUAAUAACAUCGAAGAGUGCGGUUUGGAAAUGUACUUCUCUGUGGACAUGGAGAUACUGGGGAAGAUCACAUCCCAUGACCUGAAACCCGAUGGUGCCAAUGUCCUAGUCACUGAGGAGAACAAGGAAGAGUAUAUCAGUCUAAUGGCAGAAUGGAGGUUCUCCCGUGGGGUUGAAGGUCAGACCAAGGCUUUCCUGGAUGGAUUCAAUGAAGUGGUUCCUCUACAAUGGCUCCAAUACUUUGAUGAGAAGGAACUGGAGGUGAUGUUAUGCGGCAUGCAGGAGGUGGACUUGCAGGACUGGCAGAGGAACACAGUCUACCGCCACUACACAAGGAACAGCAAACAGAUCAUCUGGUUCUGGCAGCUGGUGAAGGAGGUAGACAAUGAGGUGCGCCUGCGGCUCAUGCAGUUUGUCACGGGGACCUGCAGGCUACCCUUGGGUGGCUUUGCCGAGCUCAUGGGGAGUAAUGGGCCCCAGAAGUUCUGCAUUGAGAAGGUGGGGAAGGAUACCUGGCUUCCCCGGAGCCAUACAUGCUUCAACCGGCUUGACUUGCCUCCUUACAAAAGCUUUGAACAGCUGAAGGAGAAGCUGCUUUUUGCCAUCGAGGAAACGGAAGGGUUCGGCCAAGAGUAGCAAGGCGGAGAGAAGGGGAUCUCUUUCUCGCUCUUUGCCCCUGCAUACUGCUGUUUAUCCAGCCAAGUAAAACAAACUAAGGAAGAAUUGCACAGAUAA